Molecule: messenger RNA, 619 nt
Organism: Thermothielavioides terrestris NRRL 8126
Lineage: Eukaryota; Fungi; Ascomycota; Sordariomycetes; Sordariales; Chaetomiaceae
Exons: 1
Coding region: 351-515 (54 amino acids)
Source: RefSeq, a predicted model, not a curated record
UCCGGCAAAAGGCGUUGUGUCUCUUGUCUAAAAUUGCAAAUCACUUCCCAUUCAAUUCCAUCCCGCAUUCAUCAUGACUUGAGAGAGUGGCCUGGCCCGACUCAAAUUCUAAAUUUCGUCUCGUGCAGCAUGGACGCGUGGUUGCAGAAUUGCAAGCUGCAUCUACAUAUACGUUUCUAUAUACCAGAAUGAUCCAAAUACAUGAGUCCCUCCCAUUUUCAAGAAUAUCUCAAGAAACGCUCAUGGCUUCGUAAAUUCUCUUUCCAGCAUGCCGUGUGCUCUCGCGUAACCAGCUCAGUAGGACCCCCAAACGCCGUGUAUCGAAAAAACACAUCCCGCCGUGAAAUGCAAUGCUGAUGAAUCAGCGGCAGGCCAUCCAGCCCACAUACCCCAUUGGGAAAGGUGCCCACUCGUCGUCGUGCCUCGUGCUCAGUCCACCGGGAGGCCCUCCCACCCGAAAAUCCUCCGGCCAACCUACGGUACCAGGGCUCCCAAACGACAGUAGUGGAGUGUAAGCGCAUUGCAGCGACUUACGCCGCACUUGCAGCCGCUGGGGGACGAAGAGCGCUGUUCACCUUUCGCCGGUAAUGUUACCAGCGUAGCGUAGAGCGCACCGCUC